AUGGCCGACUUCCCUACCGCUUGGUUUUACAUCAAGUCGGUUUGCUCAAAGAAAGUCAUCCAACCACUCGGUGGAAGUUUCGAACCAACCCGACUAGUCGUUGUCGAUCAAAAAUUCGGUCAGGAAUCAGCAGCCCAACUCUGGAAACAUGAGAACGGUUACUUGGUCAACAAGCUGACUAACCUCUGUCUGGAUUACGAACAUGGCAACUAUAAGCGCUUAGGUGAUAUUCACGUUUGCCAGUGGCAUCAAAAAGUCGGCAAGGAUGCUCAUAACCAAAAAUGGCUAUACAGGACAAGCAACUUGAUUGCAUCGAAUGACGACAUCAACCGAGUAUUAGACAUCAAGGGAGGAUCGAUUCAUCCGGGGGCAGAAGUUUUACUCAAGAAACUCGAGACGAUCAAAGGCGCCCAUCCGGCCCACCAACGAUGGCUGCUAGAAGUGAUUGACCAGGACGGCUUACCAGACUCAUUAUCAACCUACCAGGAAGACCAAAUCGCUGGCAGCUAUGCUGCCCCCGUGGAACACGUCAAUCCUUGGGCUACUCUCGAGCCUUCGACGGAUGAUGAACCAGGCGAAGCUCAAACCACAUAUUACUAA
This is a messenger RNA of Puccinia graminis f. sp. tritici CRL 75-36-700-3, 600 nucleotides long. RefSeq lists its product as uncharacterized. The transcript has 9 exons. Bases 1 to 600 code for a protein of 199 amino acids. NCBI's taxonomy places the organism in Eukaryota, Fungi, Basidiomycota, Pucciniomycetes, Pucciniales, Pucciniaceae. The record is from RefSeq and is a predicted model, not a curated record.